AUGAAUUCUCAGCCACAAAACCCGGCUUCCGACAACGGCUCGUCAGCGUGGCCGAGAAGAGCUUCCAAAGCUUGUGCGAGUUGCAGGCGUGAUAAGAUUAGUGCAAAGACGGCUGCGAACCCUGUCGACGCGCUCGCGUUCGGUGUGAAGACGGCAAGCCUUGUCAGCGAUGCAGACAACUUCAUAUCGAAUGUACGGAGGAAUCUACCAUCGCUCUUCCUCGGCAAGAAGUGGCUACAUCAACGAUUUCAUCUCGGAUCGUUCGUGGUGGCUCCGACAGAGCGAAACUCGCAUGUGCAAACUGCCGGAGAGACAACAAAAAGUGCGAUGAUCAACGCCCGUGCUCAAGAUGUAUCGCCCGCUCCGAAGAAUGUAUCCACGUCACACGAGGGCCGAAACUCGUUAAGCUACGUUGCGAGGGGUGCAGAGCGGAUAACAAGCGGUGCGAGGAUUCCAGACCUUGUAAAUUUUGCGUGGAAGGCGAGAAGGAAUGUAUUGCUGUUCCUCGGAAGGGAAGGGGGCAUGGAACCCGUGUUAAAGCCGCAUGUAUAAGUUGCAGGCACGAUAAGAUACGCUGCGAUGGGGUUAGACCUUGUAGUUCCUGCGUAAGGAAAGGGUGCGAGUGCAUCGAGCGUGCAUGUAAAACAUGUUCACGGGAUGGCAAAGGCUCUGAAUGUACUCAUCGGAAACCAGGGAUACCUGACGCAGGAGGCCACCGGUAAAAGUUACCUAUUUGGAACGGCCAAAGGGAAGGAGAAGUGUUCCCGAUACUACAGGGUAUGCGAGUUUGUCACCUUGUCAACCAUCCCAGACUUACAAGUUACCCCUGCCAGCGACCCAGAAACUGAUUUCACUGGCAAUCAGCGUGAAGCAGGCGCAUCCCAUAAGCCCCUCUUCAAGGCACCGGAGGGCAAAAUGAAAAAGAUAGACUUUAGGGAUAUCAAACUCCCUGGACCCUCUCCUAAGCGCGUUCGACGCGACUCUGAGGAGCCUGAGGGACCCAAGUCAGUUCAGGCGAACAAUCACACACACAAACGUUCCUCCUCGUCGACCACCUCACUGAACCGCGUCAUUCAGCAAGUCGCAGCGUCUCCUUCUACCAACAAGAAGCGAUCCGCUCUUGGGUCGGAAAACGCGAAAUCUCUUUCUAGGGCGUCGGUGGCUUCCCUCGCUGCAGAAGACAAUAUAUCCGUCACGGACUCACUGGCAGAUUCAGUGGCGGAGUCGAUCCGUGGCACAACUCGAAUCCGGCGAACUGAGGCGGAACGUCGCCAAUAUUUUGAGAAUCAACCGGAAUGCGCGAACAUAUCUCCCUACGAGGUUACAUGUACCAGAUGCGACAAAGUUCUCAAGCUUGACCGUAGAAGACCCUACCAUGUCCAGCGCUGGGAAAAACACAGGCUUACCUGCGAUCUCAAACCACUCAGGUAUUUAAAAACCCGCAGCCCUGUGGAACAAGUGCCCAGCAGCCGCGUCGCCGCUGCAGAACGGAAAUUGCGCCUUGUUAAUGAUCCACAAGCGAAAUCAUACCAAGCACAUGAUGUAGAAUGCGCCGUCUGUGGCGUCAGAGUCAAUCUGAAAGGCGACGGGCAAUACAAUCUGACAAGUUGGGAGGAGCAUAAAGAUCGCUGCAAAUAUUCUCCGUUACCUGGAACGGAAAACGUCAUCCCUUUCCCUAUUAAAUCAACAGAGCCAUCACCAUCGACUUUGGUUGACGCCGCAUUUCGUGCGACAGGUAGAGAAAGUUCUCCGUCAAACUUACACGGUGUCAAAAGGCCACGAGAAGAACCGGCACUUGUUCCCGACGAGGAUUUGAGGCCCCACAAUCGUCCGCGACAUGACACCUACGCGCCUCCUCAGGAGGAGGCGCCUACCGCCAUGGGUUGGUUCUUGCUCCCUGUAAAGGCCUUCAUACGCGGGUUCCGGGAGAGUUUGAAGGGUGAUUCUUCAUGAUGUCUUCGAUAUUCCUUGGUUGUACACUUCUUUAUCAGAGUUCUCGGUUUUCUCUAAUUUCAACAGCUCCAACUAAUAAAUUUUGAAUUACAUGGU
Laccaria bicolor S238N-H82 is the source of this 2049-nucleotide messenger RNA. RefSeq lists its product as uncharacterized. NCBI's taxonomy places the organism in Eukaryota, Fungi, Basidiomycota, Agaricomycetes, Agaricales, Hydnangiaceae. The record is from RefSeq and is a predicted model, not a curated record. The coding region runs from base 658 to 1953 and encodes 431 amino acids. The transcript is spliced from 16 exons.